GCGUAGGGCGUGGGCAUGCGUGACUUGUGCAAAGAAAUAGCCCGUUUCAACUCCAAACCCCUUGGCUGCUUGCCGCAAAAGGUACCAGUAAUACACCAUGGCCGACCGCGGUUCCAACACCAACAAACUCUCCUCCGGCCCUUUGUUCCCGGCCUUCCUCCUCCCCAGCCUCAGCAUCCCCUUCCGUCGGCGGCGGACCUCGUCGUCCAUAUCUUCCAGCCCCCCGCACGACUCCAGCCCCCCAUCCCUCUCCUCCUCCCUCUCCUCCUCCAGUCCCGCCUCCCCCACCAGCCCGAACAGCCCCGGCACGGCCUUCCUCGCCGACUGGGAUCUGAGCAGGUUCCUACGACCCAAGGCGCCGCCGUUGCCGACCGCUGGCCGCGACCACCGGCGCCUGUCGCGCACCCACCCAGACACCCUGCGCUGCAGCACCUGCUCCGCCGACCUCGCCUUCGGCGCCCAGGUGGUCAGCAAGGGCUUCACGGGCCGACACGGGCGCGCCUACCUCGUGUCCCCUCCCGCCGCCGCCCUCACCAUCGCCGGCCACCACCCGCCCGCCACCACCACCACCGGGGCCGAGCUCGCCAACAUCCGCAUCGGCCGCUCCGAGAGCCGCCCGCUGGCGACGGGGAUGCACGUCGUGGCGGACAUCAGCUGCGCCGUGUGCGGCGCCCGCCUGGGAUGGAAGUACGUCGACGCCCUGGAGGCGGCGCAGAAGUACAAGGUCGGCAAGUUCAUCCUCGAGACGCGGCGCGUCGUGGCCUGCCGGGACUGGGAGGACGUCGAGGAUGGGGACGGGGACGGGGACGGACCGGCUGAGGGGGUGGUGCCGGGUCGGAGGAGGAGGAGGGCAGAUUCGUUGGAGGUUGAGAUGGAGCAGGUGGGCGGGGGUGGGAGCGAGGGUGGAGAGGACGGUGAUGAUGAUGGUGGGGUCGUGGUGUUCGACUCGGAGGAUGAGCAGGAGUGCGAGGAUAUCUUCGCCGGGACGUGGGACCCUGCCGUCGUGGCCAAGAGACGACGGGGCAAGGUUGCCAACCUGAGAAAGAGGGGUGGUUUGAGGCGCCCUCUCGAGACCUAAGACGGAUGCUUGGGUACUUCAAGGCGACACCUGCCCCCUUCCCACUUUCCCCUUUUUUUUCUCUCUCUUUUCUUUUUCUCUGGGCUGGGAUUCAGACCUCUCACUUAGGCCUCGCGGCUGGCGGCCGGGGAUCAUUAUUGUCAUUCCUGAUAAUGGCAUUCAUAAUAUUGGGCGCAUCAUAUUGGGCGGACUAACAGGAAAUUGGGACACCACAAUACCCCCCUUAAAUAGGGUUCAUGUAGGCAGGUAUGGCAAUAUACUAGUAAUGAAGGCAGGCA
Molecule: messenger RNA, 1356 nt
Organism: Phialemonium atrogriseum
Lineage: Eukaryota; Fungi; Ascomycota; Sordariomycetes; Cephalothecales; Cephalothecaceae
Product: yippee family protein
Exons: 2
Coding region: 98-1078 (326 amino acids)
Source: RefSeq, a predicted model, not a curated record